AUGCCGGAGUUUCUGCAAGACCCGACCGUUCUCACCAAAGACAAGCUGAAAACUGAGCUGGUGGCCAACAACGUGACUCUGCCGGCCGGGGAGCAGAAAAAAGAUGUCUACGUGCAGCUCUAUCUACAGCACCUGACCGCCCGCAACCGUGGCACCCCCGACUUCUCCAGCGACGAAGAGAGGGAGGCCACCCCGGUGCGGGGCAGAGGGCGCCCGCCUGGACGGGUGAGUGACAUGGGGGGAAGAAGGCUUCACACUGACCUACGCCACCUCCUAGCCGUCCAUAACGCAGCGCGCGGUUACUUAUAG
Molecule: messenger RNA, 309 nt
Organism: Staurois parvus
Lineage: Eukaryota; Metazoa; Chordata; Amphibia; Anura; Ranidae
Source: the annotation of a GenBank genome assembly